Acipenser ruthenus (sterlet) is the source of this 3572-nucleotide messenger RNA. Its product is annotated as leucine zipper putative tumor suppressor 2 homolog. Gene Ontology annotation, biological process: cell division; negative regulation of canonical Wnt signaling pathway. The record is from RefSeq and is a predicted model, not a curated record. The transcript has 5 exons. Bases 449 to 2494 code for a protein of 681 amino acids. NCBI's taxonomy places the organism in Eukaryota, Metazoa, Chordata, Actinopteri, Acipenseriformes, Acipenseridae.
GUUCGUCUCAGUCGGCAGUCCGGUGACUCCCAUUGGAACCUCCCCCUCCUCGGUUUCUCCGCUCCCAUCUGAGUGAGUGAGUGAGUGAGUUCGAGCUCGCUUUAACGAGGAGAGGCUGGCGUGUUGCGCAAUCAGACAGGGAGCGGGAUGUUUACUAACCUUGAACUAGUUCCAAUGCAAGGGAAAGUGUUUGAUGUGAAGUCUGCCAUAAAGCGUCUUCACUCCUGUGCAGCGCCGGACGAGAAUGUGUAUUUGAUCUUUGGUGGAAAGAUGUGAAGUAAACGCGCAGUGAAGCUUGGAUUUACAUCUGCCUUGGUUUUAUUUAGCUUCAUACUUUUCAAAGCAAGCUUUCUUCUUGUGUUCCUUGUUGCAAAACUGGUCCCUGCAGAGCUGUCCGCGGAACCCACAGCUUGUAUAGAUGGGUGUGUGAGUACAGUGAGCCGCCCCCAUGGCCCUGGUGCAGACUCUGCCCGUACCUAUUGAUCACCAGAACACCAUCAUCGAUAUCCAGCACCGGGCUGUUCCCAGAUACCCCUCCAGCCGCAGUGCAAUGGGUUCGGUCAGCAGCCUGAUCUCGGGGCGCACCUAUCAAGAGCAUCCGUGCAGGGCCACCGAGUUCCCCUCCAAGAGCCACAAGCCAGCGUCGGGACCCAACGUCUUCCGCCAGCAAGAUGGGCAGCUCAGGAACGGCUGCUGUAAGGACCCCCUGGUCAGCGGUGUGCCAGCCAGGAAGGCAGCCCCUGUUACCGAGAGCAACAGUAAUUAUGCUUACCUGAACGAGGAGUUUGUUGGGGACUGGAAUGACAAUAACGUGACUCCCAGCAGCCCUUGUAGCGAGCCCGAGGAACUCCGGGAAGCAAAAGCAGCAAACGGGAAUAUCAGGGGACCCCCACCAAAACUGAUUCCUGUUUCCGGAAAACUGGAAAAGAACAUUGAGAAGAUGUUAAUCCGACCCACAGCCUUUAAACCUGUGGUGCCCAAGAACCGAAACUCUGUGCAGUACCUCUCUCCACGGCCAGGGGGCAGUGCAGGGAGUGGCAGCAACCUGUCAGAGAGCCAGGGCAGCCUGAACCUGCUCCUCCCGGCAGACAAGCGCUGCUCCUACAGUGGGGGGCGCAACGGCAGCAGCCAGUCCUGUACCAUGUCAGACUCUGGCAGGAACUCUCUGUCCAGCCUGCCCACCUGCAGCACCGGGUACAGCCUGUCCCAGACUGAGGCCCCCAGCGCACACCUGGACCCCUCCCGGGCAGCCCUCAGGCAUGGCCACUCCAACUCGGACAGCGGGCGCUCCUCGUCCAGCAAGAGCACCGGCUCUCUGAGCGGCCGGGGGCAGCCCCUCUCGGACAGCGGCUCCUGUGGCCGCUCCCCGGGCCCUGUGGAGGUGGAGGAGGGGCUGAUCCGCGAGCUGGAGGAGAAGCUGAGAGAGAGGGAGCUGGAGCUGCAGCAGUUGAGGGGUAACCUGGAUGAGAACGAAGCCGCCAUCUGUCAGGUGUAUGAAGACAAGCAGAAGCGCUGUGAGUUGGAGCUGGAGGACCUGCGUCAGAGCUGCUCCUCGAAGCUGAAGCAGGCUUCCCAGAAGGCUCAGCGUGCCCAGCAGGUCCUGCAGCUGCAGGUCUUCCAGCUCCAGCAGGAGAAGAAGAAAUUUCAGGAUGACUUCUCCCAGCUCCUUCAGGAGAGGGAGCUCCUGGAGAAGAAGUGCGCCUCCAUGGAGCAGCAGCACACCGAGCUGGGGCCCCGGCUGGAGGAGACCAAGUGGGAGGUUUGCCAGAAGUCAGGAGAGAUCUCCCUUCUGAAGCAACAGCUAAAGGACCUGCAGACAGACUUGAGCCAGAAGGCCAGUGAGAUUGUUUCCUUGAAGGCGCAGCUGCGCGAGUCCAGGGCCGAGCUGCAGGCCGCCCAGGCUCACCUCCAGGAGCUGCACUCAGCCACCCGCACACGCACCCUGGAGCUGGAGGUGUGUGAGAACGAACUGCAGCGCCGCAUCAGCGAGGCUGAGCUCCUGAGGGACAAGGUGGGCCGGUUGGAGGAGGAGGUUGUCCGUCUUCGGGAAGCGCUGAAAACCCCCAAUGGGCAGUGCCUAGGGAGGAGCUUCGGCCUGGCUCCGCCCACAGGCUUGGGCUACAGGGAGGAAGAGCAGUCCCUGGCAUGCGAGAGUGAUGAAGCCAAAGCCCAGCGUCAGAACGCAGAUGCCCUGCAGGGCCUGAAACAGCAAGUGGAGAGGCUGAGGGCAGAGCUGAUGUAUGAGAGGCGGAAGAGCGAGGACCAGUCAGAGAACUUUGAGUACGAGAGGCGGAUCUGGCAGGAGGAGAAGGAGAAGGUUAUCCGCUACCAGAAGCAGCUGCAGCAGAACUACAUACAGAUGUACCGCAGGAACCGGGAGCUGGAGGGGGCCAUGAGGGCGCUGAGCCUGGAGCUGGAGACCCGAGAGCUGGAGGACCUCGAGGUACACAGCGCGGAGAUCCGAUUCGAGGAAAUCACUGCCACAGAGAUUUAGCACUAGGGAUGAAAGCCACUGGUCCAUCUGAGGCCAGUCGAGCUUCAAAGAAUCAACAUUUCAAAGAGUCACGCCAAGCCCAGAGCUAUGGCAACCGCUGUGUUGGGAGGAUGUCAGACAGUUUUUUAUGCAGCAUUCGGUCUGGGAAUCUAUGCUGUAAAACCCCAGGGAGGACACAACAGUGUAUACUAUACAAAGCUUACUCAGGCUUGAGAAAAGUGACCCCUUCCCUGAGCACACACAACAGUGCCAUUCUGUGCUAUAGACGGUUAACAGUUAUCUGAAUAGGCUUCUGUUUCUCCUCUGCAAUGGGAAGUAAAGCUGCAAACAUAUGCAUAACGGUAUUGAACAACAUGUGCUUUAUAUUCAAAAAGGAAAACCAAUGGGUCUGGAUUGGGGACUUGACGCUAUUUCUGUGACCAGACAUGUUUAGCAAACAGAAACCUUCGGCAAGACCAGAUUUGUGUUUGGACCCAAUGGAUUGCACUAAAACCGAAUCACACACCAUGAAGAGGAGUUAGCAGAACUAUGCCUGUGGGGUAAAGCCUGGGGGUAUUAAGGAGUCAUGGUUUUAGCCUUUCAUUCCUGUAAGGGGAUUCAUAUGUCAUAUUUCAAGUUGAAUGUGGCACUGCAGUACACCAAAUCUGUUUCUAUAAAAACCUCUUUUUGUGAUCUAUUGUUUUUGGAUACAUUUGUUUUUGGACCAUGGUAAACUUUUAUAAUAAAACAGAGACACAGCCAAGACCUUCUGAUCAGUCCUCCCAGUUAACAUGCCAAGCACUGGGUUCGAUUCAUGUUGUGAUGAUGAUUGGUGAUUGAUGGUGGUGGUGAUGAUGAUGAUGGUGAUGAUGAUGAUAAAGCUGCUCACAGUUGGAGACAGGCGUCUAUUGAAUAAAAUAUUUCCAGAAAGGGGGUGCAGUUUCCAUACCUAAAGGGAUCAAUUCUAAUUUUGAUGGUUGAAGUUGAACCCACUUUUCAGAUGUAUAUUUUUGUAUGAUGAACUGCAAAAGCCAAAAUUAUUAUUUUGUUGUCUAUAAAACACAUAAUAAACCAUAUUGCAACUGUGCUUGUCACUAAA